Molecule: messenger RNA, 216 nt
Organism: Coprinopsis cinerea okayama7#130
Lineage: Eukaryota; Fungi; Basidiomycota; Agaricomycetes; Agaricales; Psathyrellaceae
Exons: 3
Coding region: 1-216 (71 amino acids)
Source: RefSeq, a predicted model, not a curated record
AUGUCCAGGAUCCUAUACGGUACUGUGAAAUACCGGGUCUACAAGAUCUCCGAUGAUGUCUUUACCUCAUCGCAUGACUUCCUGACCAAUCAACAGCACCACCCCUCCAACUUGAACACCGUUCAAUUCAACUCAAUCCCUUCCCUACUUACCUUCACUUCACGGUUACAUGCACCCUUCAACAAUCCCGUCGGACUCGAACGCGCGCUCGGAUGA